GUGUAAUAUGCAGAUGACAAAUAGUGUGUGAGCAAGUGGGGAAAUCGCGUUAAAUAGCAGUUUAUUAGACAGCGCUAAUGCAUGUGGUUUGAUGCUCGUCCGCUGUGAAUAAUAAUAAAAAAAGCGUCUGUGAAGUCAAAACCCAACAACAAGCUCCAUGCGUUUUUAAAUUGCAUUGUAAUUAGGCGAUUCGUGAUUUAAACAAGCUGUCGGAAUGAAUCCGUUAUUAUAUUUGGGAGGGUUAGUUGUCUUGUUUUUGGUGUGGAUUAAGGUGAAGGGCUUGGAGUACGUGAUAGUACACCAGAGAUGGAUCUUCGUUUGCCUCUUUCUGCUCCCCUUGUCAGUCAUCUUUGAUGUGUACUAUUACCUGCGCGCGUGGAUCAUCUUCAAGAUGUGCUCAGCACCCAAGCAGCACGACCAGAGAGUCAGAGAUAUCCAGAGACAGGUGCGAGAAUGGAAAAAAGAGGGAGGGAAGAAACAUAUGUGCACAGGUCGUCCAGGAUGGCUGACUGUAUCUCUCAGGGUGGGAAAGUACAAGAAGACGCACAAGAACAUCAUGAUUAACAUGAUGGACAUUCUGGAGGUGGACACAAAACGGCAGGUGGUGCGUGUGGAACCCUUAGCCAACAUGGGUCAGGUGACUGCUCUGCUCAACUCUAUUGGCUGGACCCUGCCAGUGUUGCCUGAACUCGAUGACCUCACAGUUGGUGGGCUGGUGAUGGGAACAGGCAUCGAGUCUUCAUCUCACAUCUAUGGCCUGUUCCAGCACAUUUGUGUGGCUUUUGAGCUGGUGUUGGCUGAUGGUAGUCUGGUCCGCUGCACUGAGAAAGAAAACUCGGACCUCUUCUAUGCCGUUCCCUGGUCCUGCGGUACUUUGGGGUUCCUGGUUGCAGCAGAGAUCCGGAUAAUCCCAGCUCGCAAAUGGGUGAAGCUUUGCUACGAACCUGUACGAGGCCUGGAUGCUAUCUGCAAGAAGUUUGCAGAGGAAUCAGCCAACAGGGAGAACCAGUUUGUGGAGGGACUGCAGUACUCUCGGGACGAGGCUGUGAUUAUGACGGGCACCAUGACCGAUCACGCAGAGCCUGACAAGACUAACUGUAUAGGCCACUAUUACAAGCCGUGGUUCUUUCGGCAUGUGGAGGGUUUCCUGAAACAGAACCGUGUUGCAGUGGAGUACAUUCCUCUCCGGCACUAUUACCACAGACACACCCGCAGCAUCUUCUGGGAAUUACAAGACAUCAUUCCGUUUGGGAAUAACCCAUUGUUCAGGUAUGUGUUCGGCUGGAUGGUUCCUCCGAAGAUCUCUCUACUGAAGCUCACUCAGGGAGAGACCAUCCGCAAGCUAUACGAGCAGCACCACGUGGUGCAGGACAUGCUGGUCCCUAUGAAGCACAUCAAGAGUGCCAUCCUACGCUUCCACGAGGACAUACAGGUGAGACGCCCAAACACACACAUAGAUAUGCACACAUUAGGUGAGAACUGAUAGCUAAUCGCUAUAAAUGUAUAUAGU
Molecule: messenger RNA, 1510 nt
Organism: Carassius gibelio (silver crucian carp)
Lineage: Eukaryota; Metazoa; Chordata; Actinopteri; Cypriniformes; Cyprinidae
Product: delta(24)-sterol reductase-like
Exons: 7
Coding region: 215-1483 (422 amino acids)
Biological process (GO): steroid metabolic process
Cellular component (GO): cytoplasm; membrane
Molecular function (GO): Delta24(24-1) sterol reductase activity; FAD binding
Source: RefSeq, a predicted model, not a curated record